Amphiprion ocellaris (clown anemonefish) is the source of this 2501-nucleotide messenger RNA. It is a transcript of the gene chmp2ba, whose product is annotated as charged multivesicular body protein 2Ba. Gene Ontology annotation, biological process: late endosome to vacuole transport; endosome transport via multivesicular body sorting pathway; protein transport. The record is from RefSeq and is a predicted model, not a curated record. Gene Ontology annotation, cellular component: ESCRT III complex; multivesicular body. NCBI's taxonomy places the organism in Eukaryota, Metazoa, Chordata, Actinopteri, Pomacentridae. The transcript has 6 exons. Bases 171 to 818 code for a protein of 215 amino acids.
UCAGCUGAGGGAGGAACUCGACAACAGAAAGUCAACCAGGAAGCUGCGGCUGCUAAACUCACCACCGUACCCCGGUUAGACGGCUAAACGGCGCUUUUAACGAUAAGAACACGACGGUAUACCAGUACAGGAAUUGUGUUUUAUUAAUUAGGCUGAUACAGAGCAGCGACAUGAGUUCCCUUUUCAAGAAGAAGACUGUCGACGAUAUAAUCAAGGAGCAGUCGAAAGAGAUGCGUACCACUCAGAGGCAGAUUGCCAGAGACAGAACGGCGCUGGAGAAACAAGAGAAGCAAUUGGAGGCGGAGAUUAAGAGAAUGGCCAAGAGCGGAAACCGUGAGGCAUGUAAGAUUCUUGCUAAGCAGUUGGUGCAGCUUAGGAAGCAGAAGAACCGGACAUACACUGUCAGCUCCAAGGUUACCUCCAUGAAUAUGCAAACCAAAGUCAUGAACUCCCAAAUGAAGAUGGCUGGUGCCAUGUCUUCCACAGCCAAGACAAUGCAAGCCGUGAACAAAAAGAUGGAUCCACAGAAGACGCUGAAGACGAUGCAGGACUUCCAGAAAGAGAACAUGAAGAUGGGCAUGACCGAGGACAUGAUUAAUGACACUUUGGAUGAGAUCUUUGACGAGUCUGGGGAUGAAGAGGAAUCUCAGGACAUUGUCAACCAGGUCCUGGAUGAGAUUGGCAUUGAGAUCUCAGGGAAGAUGGUGAGAGCUCCAGCUGCAGGAAAGAGUGAGCCUAGCGCCGCCUCCUCCUCUAAGCAAGCUACUAUCUCUGAUGACGAGAUCGAGAGACAGCUCCGAGCUCUGGGAGUGGACUAACUGUCUUCCUUGUAUUCAUGUUCACAUUGCGAACCAGUGCAACCUUAACAUUGAUUGAUACAGACUCUGUUAGAUACACUGGUUUGGUCAAGGCUCAAAAACUCCAGGUGAAACAACACACACAUUCAAAGGCAUGCAGGCAGACUGAUGUGUAUUAACACGUACAUAUUCUCACAUUCUUCUGCAAGUUGCCUUACAGAUCAUGAGGGCAGAACAGCUGAUUAUAUUUACGCUAAAAAUUUAAUAUUUAUUAUGACAUUAGAGAGCCCACAACUUGAAGGUGGAUCAACAAUUAAUGCUUGACCCGAAGAACCACCUACACUGUUGUUUACCACCUGUCUGUCUUCAUAAGGGCUACAAACGUAUAUGUGAUCUUGGAAUUGGCUUUUCCUUUCUGACGUUUUGGUCAAUCUUGAGUUAGUCCUAAAAUCUAUCAGCUUUUACGUGAUUAAAGAUGGGUGCGAGUUUUCAUGAAUACAACAUGGUAAUUAAAAAGAGCUUCGGGGUUGUCAAUAAGCAGAUGGAACUUGUAUUUUUCCUACCUUUUACCUGCUAUCUUCUUUGCCAUUGGUUAAUCUAAAACCCACCUAAUUUGCUUUCUUUGAGGCACACCAUCCUUGUUCAGGCAAAUUGUUUGCAGUGUUUUGCCGGUGAAUUGCCUCUGUUUGAGUUUUCUGUCAUCCUGGGGAAUCGACGACACUAUCACGUACCCUAUCACUGUCACCAAACAAAUGAAACAACUGGUCAACUAGCAAAUUAAUUACCAUGUUUUCAAAAUCUGUAGAUAUGCUACCAGAGAUACCGGACAGAGAUAUGUGCAUGUGAAAUGUGUGACUGACAUCGAUGCCUUCAGGCGAUAGUAAGGCCUUCACAUUACUUGCAUGAAAUGGUGAGACAUUGCUCUGAGGGCAGACCAGCUAGCACUUCAUUAGUGCCACUCAAGUUGUGAUGCUGUACAGACUGUGCAAACAAACUUAAACAGAAAUUAGGACUAAUGAAAGACUGGCAUAUCAAUGAGGUUUGAAUCGAUUGUCUGACGCUACUGAGUAAUCAGAUGAGUUUUGCGGCUUCUCGGUUGAUGUUUGAUUUACACAGCGAUUGUGGGAUGGCACUGGUCCUGCAGUUCCUCUUCUGUUUCAGCUGCUGUGCAGUUACUGUCAUUUGUUAUUUUAAGCUGCCUCACUCAAAAAAAAAAAAACACUCACACAACUCCAACACAGUGAUGGAAAGGUUUCCUAAAAUGACACUGUGAUUUAAGAGGUGCAUUCUUUUCUCCAGGGCUGAAGUUGACUUUUCUCUACAGUGAUUUGUUAGUCAGCCGGCUCCAGGCAUCAUGAGAGUGAUGGCAGCAUCCUCUCAUAGUAAUGUUGUCAUUCUCUCUCUAUGGCCUUUUGUUUCCUUAUCAAUCCACUUUGCCAAAACAAAAACAAAAUGUCUCAUUCUUGCAUGUGUCUGACAUGUACAAUUCAUAAUUCAUUGAACUUUUGCAAAUCAUUCAUUCCUCUAUCUUUUAGCAGUCUAUUGUAAUUAUGAGCAGAAUCAAUGUUUUAACAGAUUUUGACAUCGAGUGCAAUUUAAAAGGUGUAUGUAAGCUCAUUUUUGUUUCCUUUUUAGUCAUUAUAAAGUGACUCUGUCAAGGGUUAUGACUUUUAUAAGGAAUAAAGUUUCUUCAGGUACAACUUA